Epinephelus moara (kelp grouper) is the source of this 2350-nucleotide messenger RNA. RefSeq names its product carbonic anhydrase 4-like. The coding region runs from base 39 to 1775 and encodes 578 amino acids. The transcript is spliced from 18 exons. Lineage: Eukaryota; Metazoa; Chordata; Actinopteri; Perciformes; Serranidae. Gene Ontology annotation, molecular function: carbonate dehydratase activity; zinc ion binding. The record is from RefSeq and is a predicted model, not a curated record. Gene Ontology annotation, cellular component: plasma membrane.
CUGGGAGGUUUUCCGGGACUUCAGGCUGGGAUAUUAAGAUGCGUCUCCUCUCCUUUCUGCUGUGCCUGAGUUUGGUGGCUUCGGUAAAAUGUGCUGCUGGAGGUGACUGGUGCUAUAGUGGCUGCGAGCACACCCCAAGCCACUGGGGAGAUAUCUCUGCUUUCUGCGGAGGCCAAAGGCAGUCUCCUGUUAAUAUAAUCCCCAGCCUUGCUCAGACUGACCCUCACCUGCAUAACUUUAACUUCGUCAACUUCUCCUCUCCGCACACCCUCAAGUCCAUCACACACACUGGAAAAACAGUGAAAUGCGUUUUGGAGGAAAAUCGAGUUGAAGUGAGUGGAGGUGGACUCAAUGGAACUUAUUCUACGGUUCAGUUUCACUUUCACUGGGGCGACACAGAACAUCAUCCAGGUUCAGAGCACACAGUUGAUGGGCACAGAUAUCCUAUGGAGAUGCACAUUGUCAGUCUGAAGAAAGGUUUUUCUCUGGAGCAGGCCACAGCGGAUCCAGAGGGAACUGCCGUUCUUGGGUUUUUCAUGAAUGCGACAGAAGAUGGAGAUAUGCUGGGACCAUGGGGCAAUCUCACAUCUCUCCUGACAGAGAACAUAACCUCUGAAGUUGAAGUAAACCAUACCAUCUCCAUUGAUGACCUGAUUGAAAAUGUGAACCUCACAAAGUUCUAUCGGUACAAGGGCUCCCUGACCACCCCCAACUGCAACGAAGCCGUCAUGUGGACGGUCUUUCAAGAGCCAAUCAACAUCAACAAAAAACUGCUUGAACGGUUUCCCACAAAAGCAGGGUACACCAAUGUUUAUCGGCCGACACAACCACUCAAUGGACGUCGUGUGUUUGCUUCCCCUGCAACUCCUUUACCUCCCAGUCCUCCAUGGUGCUACGAUGAUCACUGUGAGUAUACGCCUUCUCACUGGCACCUUCUGCGUUACGCCCACUGCGAUGGCGAACGCCAGUCACCCAUCAACAUUGAGGCGAAGAAGGCUGUGGAAGACGAGCAUCUUGUAGAAUUCACCUACACAAAGUUUGACGACAAACAUUCCAUGAAGUACAUCAUUAACACAGGCCACACAGUGAAGGUUGCACUGAAGGAGGACUUGGUCGAGGUCUCAGGGGGAGGUUUGGGACACGUCUACUCCACCCUUCAGCUCCACUUCCAUUGGGGCACUGAAUCGCAUGAUGGCUCUGAGCACACAAUGGAUGCAAAAAGAUACCCUAUGGAGAUGCACAUAGUGAACAAGAGGAAGGACUUAACUGUGGAGGAGGCAAAACAGACUCCCAAUGGUCUGGCAGUGCUGGGAUUCUUUAUUGAGCAUAAGGGUACCCACAAAAGCAGUAGUGGCUCAGAACAUUCUGAGACAUCUACCACGUCUGAUACUGAUCCCUGGAAAAAACUGACCGACCACUUUUCAGCUAUUCAAAACAUCAGCUCAAAAGUUAAUGUCACAGAGGAAAUCUCGAUUGAUGACUUGCUGGGCGAAGUAAACCGAGGGGAAUACUACCGCUACAAUGGCUCCCUAACUACACCAACAUGUGAUGAAGCGGUGGUUUGGACAGUCUUUAAAGAGUCUAUCAAGGUGGACGAAAAACUGAUGACGAAGUUCUCAACUGAAGCCGGAUAUCACAACGUGUAUCGGCCUACACAGCGUCUUCAUAACAGGAAAGUCUACUCCACCAAAUCAGCAUCCAGUGCCUCUGGUCCCAUCACAUUGCUUCUGCUGCUGGCAUGUCUUUAUACCUUUUCAUAUAACUUGCACAUGUGAGAAGGUCAGUUAAUCGAAACUGCUAUAAAGAAGUAUAUUGCACUAAUUGCUCAUCUUGCACUAUUACGUUUAUUAUUCCAAAAUUUCUUGCUUCAUUGGAGAUUUCAAUUUAAAUACAUUUCAGAAUUCAGUUAUGUAAUCUCAUAAUCAAGGCAUUGGUAACUAUAGGCUGACAAAAAAAGCUUCAUUUUCUGUUUUAUCAGACUCUAGGGUGCUGCAGUUCUAAUAAUGUUGUUUAAUAAUACUGUUUUGACCACUCAGCCAUUUUAAAUUCAACUACAGUAGUAAAAAUAAUAUUAAUGGCAUGAUUUGUAAGUAGGGUGGGUCAUAAUUGAUCAUGUACAGCAGUACCAAUAAGAAUCAACUAAAUCUCAGGUAAUUCAAGACUACUGUGUGAUAUGCUGAAUGAUUCAAUGAUUACAGUUGUUGACUGCGCAGAACACAGACAAAGAAAAUUUAAUAUUGCAGUAAGUGUUCUUGUGUUUUCAUCAAUGGGCAAUGCACUAUACCAUUGUAACCACUUAAAAAAAUAAGAAUUGAAUUAAAAAUAAAUAAAUAUCUCAGUGCUGUUUGGG